CCUGGCGGUCAGCAAGUCGUUCUGUCGUGCGUGAUGUGAUAACCGGCGAAUGUAGAGCGAGAAAAUAGUAAAAAUUGAUAUAAAAAUGACCAGAGAGAUUUUGCUAUUGUUUAUCUGCACGACACGGGCAUACUCUUCGACUUUGGCAGACUUUUCAAAUAACACGACGGAAAAUGCAGCAAUCACACUAACCAGAGAAAAGCGACUCCAUCUACCUUUGUUUCCAAUAAACAAGGAGUAUUUGCAUCCGAAUACACCAGUAGAAGAAACCUACGACUUCAUCAUAGUAGGAUCCGGAUCCGCGGGCUCCGUCCUAGCAAAUCGCUUGUCGGAAAAUCAAAAAUGGAAAAUUCUGCUCCUGGAAGUAGGCGACGAAGCCAUACCGCUGACGGACAUUCCAGUAUUGGCUCCCGUAUUUCAAUUCAGCAAAAUCGACUGGAAUUACAAAGCGGAGAAACAAGACGGCGCAUGCUUAGGGUGUCCCGAUCAAAGAAUGCACUGGCCACGAGGUAGGGCGCUGGGAGGAACCACCGUCCUCAAUUACAUGAUUCACGUUAGAGGAAAUCCUCUGGAUUACGACAGAUGGGCCGCUAUGGGCAACCCGGGAUGGUCUUACAAAGAUGUCCUACCAUAUUUUAUUAAAAUGGAAGACGCUGAUAUAGAAGUACAAGACAAGGAGUACCACCAAAAGGGAGGAUAUCUGUCUGUCGGCGAUAUACCCCACAGAAGUGAGUCCGCGCACGCUUUUGUCAAAGCUGCACAAGAAGCGGGACAUCCGUAUGUGGACUACAAUGGCAAAGAUCAAAUGGGUGUAUCGUACGUACAGGGUAAUCUAAGAAGGGGAAAGCGCUGUAGCGGCGAAAAGGCAUACUUGCGCCCAGCUCGAGACAGAAAUAAUUUGAAAGUAUCUCUUAAUUCCAGAGCAAUCAAAAUUUUGAUCAAUCCCGGUACCAGCUCGGCUUACGGCAUAAAAUACGUCAAAAAUAGACGCUACUAUAAAGCGUUGGUGACCAAGGAAGUUAUUUUAUCAGCCGGCGCCUUUAACUCCCCUCAAUUGUUAAUGUUAUCGGGUAUAGGACCAAAGGAACACCUAGAAGAGCUCAACAUUCCGGUCGUUCAAAAUCUACCGGUCGGCCAGAAGAUGUACGAUCACAUAACAUUCGUAGGAUUAAAUUUUAUAACCAAUACCACCAUAGUUAAUCGACAAUCGGAUUUAUACAAUCCCGUGAAUUACCUGGACCUCAUCGCCAACGGAAAAGGACCACUGACCACUCUCGGAGGCGUUGAAGCGUUGGCGUAUAUCAAAACCAACGCCUCCACCGAUCCAGACUCUUACCCAGAUAUGGAGCUUAUUUUCAUCGGAGGCAGUGUGGCCACCGAUAGAGGUCUAGCUUAUAAAAAUACCCUUAGCAUUAAGCAAGAGUUGUACGAUGGGUAUUGGAAGGAUUUAGAAGACAAAUCAGUGUGGCAAGUUAUACCUAUGCUGGUUCACCCAAAAUCGGUGGGUUACCUCAGGCUGAAAUCCAAAAAUCCGUACCAUUGGCCGAAAUUUUACCCCAAUUACUUCACCGAUGCGGAAAACCACGACAUAAAGACUUUCGUAGCGUCCAUUAGGGAAAUUCAACGAAUCAACGAAAUGCCGUCGUUUCAAAAAUACGGAUCGCUGCAAUACGAUAAAGUGCUACCAGGGUGCGAACGUCACACGUUCGAUACGGACGAGUAUUGGGAAUGCGCGCUGCGUCACAUAACGCCCACUUUGCAUCAUCAGGUUUCCACUUGCAAAAUGGGACCGUCCAAUGACCCGGAAGCAGUCGUCGAUAAUAAAUUAAAGGUCUACGGUAUAAAGAAUUUAAGGGUGGCCGAUACCAGCGUGAUUCCGUUGCCGUUGACAGCGCAUACCAAUAUCCCGGCGUACAUGGUAGGGGAAAAAGCUUCGGACCUGAUCAAAAUGGAAUGGGAGGCCAGCAAUCUAAUAGAUUCUGGAGAUAUCAAAAGAUCCCAUAUUAGUAAAAAACAAUAAAAAGCAAAAAA
Molecule: messenger RNA, 2031 nt
Organism: Cylas formicarius (sweet potato weevil)
Lineage: Eukaryota; Metazoa; Arthropoda; Insecta; Coleoptera; Brentidae
Product: glucose dehydrogenase [FAD, quinone]-like
Exons: 6
Coding region: 86-2020 (644 amino acids)
Molecular function (GO): oxidoreductase activity, acting on CH-OH group of donors; flavin adenine dinucleotide binding
Source: RefSeq, a predicted model, not a curated record